Messenger RNA from Paramecium pentaurelia, 4285 nucleotides. Lineage: Eukaryota; Ciliophora; Oligohymenophorea; Peniculida; Parameciidae. The record is from the annotation of a GenBank genome assembly.
AUGAAUUUAAUUGAUUCUUUAUCGAAUGAAUUCCAACAACUUUUAAGUGAUUAAAAGAAAAACCAAGUUUUGAAACCUCUUAUUUAAGGAAUAAUAGAUGAUAUCAAGAAGCACAAGUCUUAAUAAAAUUUACCUAUUUAAGAAAUAAUAAAAAUUCUUGUUAGACUUCCUGAAAGCAAAACCAAUCAAACAUCUGGAAUUGCUCUUAAUAUUAUAUUAAAACUAUUCAAUACUCCUAUAUUGCAGGAAGUAAAUUAAAUUCUAUUUUAGGCAGACCUUCAUCCCUUAUUACAUUCUCUCUAUUUGUUUAAAGAUGAAAUAAUUGAAAAUGUUCAAUUAAAAUUAGUGUAAUGUAGUGUACAUUUAAUUCAUAAAGAAAUAGUAAAUAUCAAUAAUCCUGAGUGCAUAGAAAAAGUAAUAAUUAUUCUUAAUGUAGUUAAUUUGCAUAUUCUUUACCUUAGUAAUUUCAAAAAAUCCAAUUAUUCAAACUACUUCAAUGACAGGUCUCAUGAAAAUACUAGAUUUCUUAUAUGCAUAAUACAGUGAAAAACCUCAUAGAAAUGGAGUUCUGAUAUUUUUACAACUUAUUUAAGGAAUGAAAGGAUAAAAGGUACCAUUUGUUGUCUAACAUUAAUAUUCUAAAGGAAUAUGCAGAGAUAUGAUAUUUUAAAUAGUUUAAAAUUUGGGUCCUUUUUUAAAUAAAGAUGAAUAGCUAAGCAAAUUAAUAGAAGAAAUUUCUGCCAUUAUUUAUGAAGAAAUGAGUUUAGAUUCUGCAGAUGUUUAAUUCAGUAUUUUCGUAUAUAAUCAUAGAUGCAAGAAGAAUUAGAGAUUCAUUUAGAAUGAUAGUAAGUUUACAAAGAGACAUAUCAUUACUUAAACAUAUUAGUCUACUAUUCACAAGAUCUCCAUCAUAUGGUUAUGUUAGAUAUUGGAUCUUAGAAGGAAUUCUAACUUUACUAUAAGAUCCUAAAUUAGUUAUGCUACUUUAUUAAGGACCUUUAUAGGAAGAAUAAUAAUAAUAAUAAUAAUAAUAAUCUACUUUUUUAUAGCAUUUAGUUUUUAUUAUCAAACUAUCUACUGAAUAAGAACCUUAAUAUACAAUAAAUUAGUCGAAUUAAUAAUAGACUUAUGCAAAGUAAAAGAAAUUAUACGAAUAAAACAUAUUAAAUUUAACAGAAAUUCCUAUAUAUAAUAAAUAAUAAUUUUCUUAAAAAUCAAGUAUUAUAUUAAAUUAUAUUAAUAGUUGAAUGUAUCUCUCAUUUUACUGAUUCAAUUUUACAAAUUGCAUAUGAAAAAUAAAUUGGUUUAUUUAGUUUGAAUUACAAAUUAUCUCAAUCUAAGAUCUUAAUUGAAGAUAAUUGUAAAGAAGUAAAUUAAAUAAUUGAGACUACACAAUAAUUAACUUUAAAAACAAUUUAAAAUCUAAUGAUAAAUUUAAAUGAUGAAAUCUAGUAUUAAAGUAUUUUAAAUUCAAUAUAAACUUGGAUUAAUUUAUCUGGUUCUUUAGGUUAAAAUAAAACUAGAGAUGCCUUUAUAAAAUAUUUAAGUAGUCUUUGUGUGGCAAAAUAAAAUACAACUCUAACAAAAAAUUAAUUGUAAAGUGCAAAAACCUUAUUCAAUAUAGCAUAAUUAGGAAGUAAUAUAAUUAAUUAAAUUUGUAGAUUUAUUAGAUAUUAAAUCAUGGUAUAUUAUAAUGAAAGCUAUGUAAUAAUUUGAAGCACUUCUUUAAAAAUCUUAAACUCAAAAUGCUAUAUAAUAAGAGUCUCAUCCUGAAAUAUAUUAAUAAGAAAUAUCAUUGUUAAAUAAUAUUUUAGAUGGUUUAUUUUCAUCAAGUAAUGUAUAUGAAGAUGCCAAUUUAUUACAUAUGAUUGAAGCUAUAAAUUAAGUAACUUUGAGUCUAAUGGAAUAAUUUAAUAAUGUUUAAACUUUAGUUGAUUCUAAAUCUAUUUAAUUUGGAUUAUAAAAGAUUCAUUAAAUAACAAAGUAAAAUUGGUUCAGAAUUAACAAAUUUUGGGAUUUUAUUACUGCUCAUUUUUUAUGCAUAGCAAAUUAUAAACAUAAAGCAUUUAGAGAAUCUGCAUUAGAGAUCUUUUCAUAUAUAGUUUAAUAAGGAUUUAUUUAUUUUUUAAAGCCAGAUUAAAGUCUUUGUUGGGAAGGAGAUAGCUGGUAAUCUCAUUUAUUAAGUCCUAUUCAAUAAAUGAUUAAUAUUCCAUAUGCAGAUGUCAAAGAAACUUUAUUGAAUAUAAUUUUUAAAUUGAUUUAAAAUAAUGGACAUGAAUUGAAUAUUCUAGGAUUUAAUACUAUUAUUGAAAUAUUAUUAAUUAGUUGUGAUGAAACAGAACCUACUGGAUAUGUAAAUAUAGGAUUUCAUAUUUUGGAAUUAUUAAUAGGGUAAUUUAUGCAUUUAUUGGAUCCUAAGACAACUAGAAGAUUAUUACCAUUAAUAAAAUAAUUUAGAUAAAGAACAACAGAAUAAAAUAUUAGUUAUGUUUCAGUUGGUUUAAUUUGGUAAUUAGCAGAUAAUUUAAGUAAGAUUUGCACAAAUUAGACAUCACAAACUGAAGUAGAGGAAUUAUGGACUGUUGUUUUAUAGAGUUUAAAAGAUUUAUCAUUGGACAAUGCUCCAGAUGUUAGAUAAUCAGCUUUACAUAUUAUAAUUUAAAUAAUAUUAAUUAAUUGUGGAUCAUUUAGAAUUAAUUUUUAAAUUGAUUUAUUAAAAAAUUUAAUAUUCAAGAUAUUAGAUGAUUUGAUAGGAAGAGUUGCCUAAUUAUAAUAAUUAUAAGUUAUUUUUCAUAUGAAAGUCCCUAAAUAUUUAAAAGAAGAAGACUAUCCAAAAUUUACUAAAUUUUCUGAAAAAGAUUUAUAAACUACAAUAAAACCUUAAAAUGAAAUUAUGGUAGCAUGGGAAGAUACUUUAAAGAUUAUGAUUUAAAAUUUAACAAAAUUUUUAAAAAAGAUUGGACAAUAAGAGGAUUAAGAAUUUAAAUAACAUGCUUAAUAAUUAUAUAAUGAAACAUUUAUUAGAUUAAUAAUAUCAUUUAAAAUUAAUAAUUUAGAUUUAAGAUGGGAAAUUAUUCGUUUAAUAAAAGAAAAUACAGAAAUUAUGAUAGAAAAAAAUUUGGUUGAAUAAUUUGAUUGGGCAAAGGAAUUUAUUCUCUGUAUUUAAGAGUUUAUAGGAUAAAAGAUUUAAGAUAAUAGAGAUGUUAAAACAUUAAUUAAUAAAAUUUUACCUGAAGUAUGUGAAUUAUAUGUAUUAUUUCUAAAAGCUCAUAAUAAAAAUUAAAAUUCAUUUCCAGAAGAAUUAGUAGAUGAUUUAUAUGAUAGUUACUAAGCAAUUGUUGAUUUGCCUAUAAACAUAGAAAAUAUAUCAAAUAUUAAAAUAUGGAUGGAUGAAAAAUAAUUACAUGAUUUUGCAGAAGACUUUUAUGUACAUCUUAGUAAUUAAAAGGAUAAAUCUAAAUUUUAUUCUUUUCUCUUAUUAAAUAUGAAAAAGGAAGGAGGAAUGACAAAAUUAUAGGAUUUAGUAAUUCUUAAGUAUACAUAAUUAUUAAGUAAAUAUAUAACAGACAAAUAAUUAACAGAUCCUGAACUUAUUAAAUAAUAUAUUGAUAUUUGUCUACUUUAGCUUUCAAUUAGAUAAAAUUAAUAGAAAGUAAAUAAUGUUAAAAAUUAUAAUAAAACUAAUAAACCUUUAUGGGUUUAGGUUCUACCAUUAAUAAUAGAAACUAUUUAAAUUUGUUAAAAAAAUGAAUAUGUUUAACUUUUAUCUGAAUAACUCAAUUUUACUUAGUAAUGGGAUAAAAUAAUAAGUAUUGAUGGAUUAAAAAGUUGUAUUGAUGUGGAAUUAUAAAUUUGUGAAUGGCUUCUUUCAUAAGAUAUUUUGGAUAGAGAAAUUAUAAAUUAUUGGGAAUUACUAUCUAGGAAUAUCAAUUUAUAUUAAUUAGAAGAUUUGUUUUAUGAAACUAGAUAAAAGUUGAUGAAUAUAAUAUUUAAGAAACCUAAAAACUUAAUGACUUUAAAUUAAAUUUGUUAAUCCUUAGUUACUUAAUUUAUGAAGGAUGAAUAUAUGUCAGGAUCUAUGCCAUUAAGUAGAAAACGAGUUUAAGAAAUUAUUUAAUUGUUAUUGGAAUUAUAAUCAUUAAAAGAUUUGAACUUAGAACCACAUCCAUUACUUUAGGUCUUUGAAUUUUUAGUGGAAUUAAUAACAACAAGAGAAAUUGAUAUUAAGUAACCUUUAUAAAAUUUGUUUAAAUCUGUAGCAUUAAAGAUUAGAUCGCAUAAAUGA